AGUUACAAAAAGGCUUUUACGAGGUAUCAGCACUUUUCUUUCAUUAGAGUGAAGGAGGGAGGAAAGGACAAAACGGCAGCAGACUUUUAAACUUUAAAUAGACAGGUCUGAGUGCCUGAACUGGCUUUUCCAUUUUAUUUCAGUCUCCAAAGAGUUCAAUCAUUUGCUUGGGCUGCAUCACUCCUUUUAAGCAAAAAAACAACAGCCAGGUAACAUGGGGGAUUGGAGUGCCUUAGGCAAACUCCUCGACAAAGUUCAAGCCUAUUCUACUGCUGGAGGGAAAGUGUGGCUCUCUGUCCUCUUCAUUUUCCGAAUCUUGCUGUUGGGAACUGCAGUUGAAUCAGCCUGGGGUGAUGAACAAUCUGCUUUUCGAUGUAAUACUCAGCAACCAGGUUGUGAAAAUGUAUGUUAUGAUAAAUCCUUUCCAAUCUCUCAUGUGCGUUUUUGGGUUCUGCAAAUCAUCUUUGUGUCUGUGCCAACUCUUUUGUACCUGGCUCACGUGUUCUAUGUGAUGCGAAAAGAAGAAAAGUUGAACAAGAAAGAGGAGGAGCUGAAAGUCGCUCAAACUGAUGGUGCCAAUGUGGAUAUGCACUUGAAACAAAUUGAAAUAAAGAAAUUCAAAUAUGGAAUUGAAGAACAUGGCAAAGUGAAAAUGCGUGGAGGGUUGCUCCGGACAUACAUCAUCAGCAUUCUUUUUAAGUCUGUUUUUGAGGUGGCCUUCCUGCUGAUUCAAUGGUACAUCUAUGGCUUCAGCUUGAAUGCUGUCUAUACUUGCAAGAGAGAUCCCUGCCCUCAUCAAGUGGAUUGUUUCCUCUCCCGUCCCACAGAGAAAACCAUCUUCAUUAUCUUCAUGUUGGUUGUGUCUUUGGUAUCCCUUGCCUUAAAUAUCAUUGAGCUAUUCUAUGUGUUCUUUAAGGGUGUCAAGGAUCGUGUGAAGGGAAAAAGUGACCCUUACCACGCUCCAGCUGGCCCACUGAGUCCCAGCAAAGAUUGUGGAUCUCCCAAAUAUGCUUAUUUCAAUGGCUGUUCUUCCCCAACUGCUCCCUUGUCACCAAUGUCUCCUCCAGGGUAUAAGCUUGUUACUGGAGAUCGAAACAAUUCUUCUUGCCGUAAUUACAAUAAGCAAGCCAGUGAGCAAAACUGGGCCAACUAUAGUGCUGAGCAGAAUAGAAUGGGCCAGGCUGGAAGCACCAUCUCUAAUUCACAUGCCCAGCCUUUUGAUUUUCCAGAUGAUAAUCAGAAUUCAAAAAAACUAGCAGCAGGGCAUGAGCUACAACCGCUUGCCAUUGUGGACCAAAGGCCUUCCAGUAGAGCCAGCAGCAGGGCCAGCAGUAGACCUCGGCCUGAUGAUCUGGAGAUCUAACUCUCUAUAACAACAGUAUUGUAGUUAAAAAUGGUGCAUUGGGAUGUGCAUCCUAGAUGUUCUUUUUGUUCUCGUGGAGGAGGUACUUAAUAGCCUCAAGCAGGAGGCUUCACAAACACAAAGACUUUUAUAAUACUUGGGUUCUUUGGGUGGAUAUGGGAGGGAGGAUGAGAGAGGCACAAGGUAUUUAAAGUAGUUGAUUCAGAGAAUUUAAAUAGAAAGAAAGAAAAGAAAGAAGAAAGGAAUGAAAGAAGGAAGGAAGGAAGGGGAAAAGAUUAACCAGUGCAUAGGUAGGGUUUUUUUUUUGUUGUUGUUUUUGUUUUGUUUUGUUUUCUUUCUUUUUUUUUUUUCUCCAUAGAAAGGUUUUAUAUGUGUGUUUGAAAAGUGUUGGUUGCUAAAUAAUUUUCUGUUUAACUAAGAAAUCACUUCUGACAGGAUAAAAUGCUGCCUGAAUAUUAUGUAAUUUCUUUUGAACAAGUUAAAGACGUAGGAUUGUCCUUUAUUGUUUCCCUGUUCAGAACAUUCCAUUGUUAAAAUUUGCACUUUGAAGGUAAGCUUCUUAGAUCUGAUCCUUUAGGUUUCAAUGAAUUUGAACCAAAAAUCGUAUAUCCUUUGAAUCAACUAAAAUUUCAGACGAGGCCCACCAAAAAAGUCAUUUUCCGUAUAUACAUGUAGAUCAUUCAGCCAGGUAAAAAUUUUUCCAUGUUGGACAUAUAUUGGAUUUUUUUAUAUACCUAUUUUUCUUAUCACUACCAUCACAUAUAAAACCUCAUUUCUAAAUCACUUUUCGCACCCUUUUGUUCCUAUAAGACAAUCUUAAAACAGUUUGGCUACCACUUGCAAAUUACAAAUUGGAGUCAGGGAGUCAAACCAUAUUAAUUUUGGGAAAAUCACGUGUGUCUCUGUAUGUAUGUACAUGUAUGUGUGUGUUUAUUAGAGUGCAUUUUGAAAUCCUGUAUAUUGAUCGGUACAGGCAUAUACAGUGUGGAAUCACAAGCACAGGCAGAAAAAUAAUGCACACACAGCAUGCUCCGAAUUGAACUUUUCUCAUGGAUUUUGUGGUGUGGGCCAAUAUGGUGUUUACAUGAUAUAAUUCCUGCUGUGCAAGAAAAGCACAUCUUAGUCUUUUUUUUUUUUUUUUUUUUAAUUCUAAAACACUUUUUUCCCAUGUAUCCUAUUAUGGAUACUUGUUUUGUUAAUUUUUUUUUUUUUUUUAACGUAGCAGUGACACUAUUGAGGGCAUGGAUGAUUUUCUUUUUUCUGAAAUGUAAUCAUUGAUGCUUGAACAAUAGAAUCUUUAGUACUGUAAAAAAGCUUUAGUUAUUAAUGUGAGAAUCUUAGAAGAAUUGCUUAGAGCUGGACUAUUACAUGUGCCCACAUGAAUUUUGCAGUAACUGGUCUUUUUUUGGUUCUUCCUUAUUCCAUUCAUACAACUGAACAGGAUUAGUUGUCAUUGUGCAUUCUUUUUGAGGUGGAUAGUUCAAUCUCUGGGGGAAGAGGGGGUGUUUGUUCAGAAAUUUUGACUUUGCACUUACAUUUUGCUUGGAAUUCAAUAGAGGCCGGAAGAAAUUUUGAAAAGUAAAUAAGAAACUAAUUUAUUUGAAAUAUAUGCCAGAGAAAUCAACCAGUUUCUUCAAAUGUAUUGCUUUUUCUUUUUUAGGUUAUCACAGUCAAGCAGGGGAAAUACUUAGCAUAGUUUUCAUUUUGUUGCACAACAUACCUAAAACAGUUUUGUACAAUCCAGCAGACUAAUCUGUUUGACAUUCCAUGUUAAACUACUGUCAUGGUCAACUUCAUUGCAUGUAUGUAGAUCUAGUCCAUCAGAUUCUAUUUCCAGGAGUGUUCUUUAGUCAAUAAAAUUUUAAUUUAGUAUAAAA
Messenger RNA from Antechinus flavipes (yellow-footed antechinus), 3240 nucleotides. RefSeq names its product gap junction protein alpha 1 (gene GJA1). Bases 215 to 1363 code for a protein of 382 amino acids. The transcript is spliced from 2 exons. The record is from RefSeq and is a predicted model, not a curated record. NCBI's taxonomy places the organism in Eukaryota, Metazoa, Chordata, Mammalia, Dasyuromorphia, Dasyuridae. Gene Ontology annotation, molecular function: transmembrane transporter activity. Gene Ontology annotation, biological process: cell-cell signaling; heart development. Gene Ontology annotation, cellular component: connexin complex.